AUGGCUAUGAAAAAUGACUCUUCAGUGAUUGAGUUUAUCCUUAUGGGAUUAACAGAGAAAGCUGAGCUCCAGCCACCCCUGUUUUUUCUGUUGUUGGUGAACUAUGUAGUCACUGUGAUGGGGAAUUUAAGCUUAAUUAAUCUGAUUUGUCUGAAUUCUCACCUUCACACUCCCAUGUACAUUUUCCUCUUCAAUCUGUCCUUCAUUGAUCUCUGCUAUUCAUUUAUCUUUACUCCUAAAAUGCUGAUGAGCUUUAUUUCAGAGAGAAACAUUAUCUCCUUUGCAGGAUGCAUGACUCAGCUAUUUUUCUUCUGCUUCUUUGUCAACUCUGAGUGCUAUGUGUUGACAGCCAUGGCCUAUGAUCGCUAUGUGGCCAUCUGCAAGCCCCUGCUGUACACUGUCACCAUGUCCCGUAGGGUCUGUUCCCUGUUGAUGUCUGGUUCAUAUAUGAUGGGGUUUGCUGGUGCCAUG
This is a messenger RNA of Trichechus manatus latirostris (Florida manatee), 471 nucleotides long. Its product is annotated as olfactory receptor 143-like. Gene Ontology annotation, molecular function: olfactory receptor activity; G protein-coupled receptor activity; odorant binding. Lineage: Eukaryota; Metazoa; Chordata; Mammalia; Sirenia; Trichechidae. Gene Ontology annotation, biological process: G protein-coupled receptor signaling pathway; sensory perception of smell. The record is from RefSeq and is a predicted model, not a curated record. The annotation marks the transcript as partial. Gene Ontology annotation, cellular component: membrane. The transcript has a single exon.